UCGAUGGGGAAAUUUCUUUGGUGGUUCUUUUUAAAGUUGUGGCAGAAGAAACUUGUUCUUCGCCCUGUUUUCAUUUUCAUCAUUUCACUGCCAACCAACUUGGUUAUAAAACUUGCUUCGCCCAGAUUUACUCUUUUACUAAAAUCGAGAAAAAUCUUGAAAAUGUCACAAGCUGCAAAAAACCGGCCAGCUGAUUGCUAGACUGCAGAGGAGAAACUGCAUCAAAUUCGAUCAACCUCAUUUAAACUGAGUAGGCAAUUAGAAAGGCGUUCGUGAUGGUAGACAACAAUGUUAAUGAUCACUCCGUCGUGGAGAUUACGGAUGAGGACAGAGAUGUGAUUGCACGAAUCAAUGUGGAUUCGGAAGCAUCGCGUGACCGUAAAAAUCAAGUGGAAUUGACAGUAUCAUCUCUUCGAGGAAAGCUUCACCGGCAGCCUCCAUUCCCAGCUUGUAGCUGCAUAUUUCGAGUCCCUAAAGUACUACGCAGGCAUAACGAAAAAGCUUUUGUUCCAAAUUUGGUUUCAAUAGGGCCUUUUCACCACGGAGAAGAGAACUUGCGAGUGAUGGAAGAAAUCAAACGGUGGUACUUACAUUCCCUACUUGCAAAACCAACUCCGGAGACCAGCUUGGAGUGCAUUGUCGAGGCCAUAGGACGCAUAGAACAACAAUGUCGCGAUUGCUAUGGUGAAAAAUUGGACAUUUAUAGUGGAAAAUUUGUGGAAAUGAUGGUGCUUGAUGGUUGCUUUAUUAUUGAACUCCUCCGCAGGUAUAACGGACUCGUACUCUGGGACGAUAAUGAUCCCUUGGAGUAUACCUCUUGGAUGCUCAAGGUACUUCAAAACGACUUGUUUCUACUCGAAAACCAGCUUCCUUGGAAUGUUCUUGAAUGUCUAUUCGACCUCACCAAAGUAAAUGAUGACCAUUCUCUACUUAAGCUUGCUCUUAAAUUCUUUGAGUCGUCCGUAUUCAACCAGACUCCACAGAUCAAAGAAGGAGUGCAAACUAAACAUUUACUUGAUGCCGUAAGAGAGUCUUUAAUUUCCUUGCACAAGCCGCAAUCGACAGGGACGAGUUAUUGGGAAACUAUACCAACUGUCACGGAACUUCUACAAGCUGGUGUCAAAUUCAAGAGUAAAAGCAGGAAGUGGAACAACAUGCUUGACAUAACCUUCAAAAACGGAGUUAUGGAAAUUCCACCAAUAGACAUUGAAUCCAAUGCAGAGUCUCUAUUCAGAAACCUCAUCGCAUAUGAACAGUGUGAGCCAGACAUCGCGAUUUGUAAUAUUACUUCUUACGCCGUGAUCUUGGAUAACCUUAUUAAGUCUAGCAAAGACGCGGAGUUUCUUAUUCAGAAACGAAUUAUAACUACCAUAUUGAGCAAAGAGGACCUCGCCUGCUUCUUCAACGGCCUCUACAAGGACACCAUUCCCAGCCAUUUCUCUUAUGUGGAGCUCACCAAGAAUGUCAAGCAGUAUUAUAACCAUCGCUGGAACAGAUGGCGAACAAUUCUCAGCCGCGAUUAUUUCAGCAAUCCAUGGACAAUCAUGUCAGUUGUUGCUGCACUCGCGAUCCUAGUUUUAACCUUCUUACAAACCUUAUAUUCCAUGCUGUCUUACUAUUAGCUAAGCCUCCGGUUUAAACCAUGCAAUUGCGUGCUUUUUUUUUCCAUGUCUUUUAUGAAGUUACUAAAUAAAUGAUCAUGUCUUGUAUCAUUGUAUGUAUGAAUCGGGAUUGUUAUAAAAUCGAACCUUUCCUUGAUA
Messenger RNA from Pyrus x bretschneideri (Chinese white pear), 1760 nucleotides. Its product is annotated as UPF0481 protein At3g47200. The record is from RefSeq and is a predicted model, not a curated record. NCBI's taxonomy places the organism in Eukaryota, Viridiplantae, Streptophyta, Magnoliopsida, Rosales, Rosaceae.